AUGCUGCUCGUUUUGGAAGAUGAGCACAAAAAACACUUGUCCUUUCUGCCCUCGGUAGACAUAGCAGUUGUGAAAGAGUUUUGUAGAAUCAGUAUGGAAUUCAUCAGAAAAGGAACGAACCCUAAAGUCUACACUUCUGCUGCACAGAAAUUAGGGGUCGAGGCUAAUUCAGUUCAAAAUGGCGUGGAAGGUUUGAUGUAUUUAUUAACAGAGGCUUCAAAAUUAUUGCUAAGUGAAAUAGAUUAUCAAGAUAGUAUUAUGGUGCUAGGUUUCAGUGAAGAAUUACGAAGCAUGUUAUUAGAGUUAUAUAUAGAACAUAGUGGUGAAAUAAGAACUAUUUUAUCAGAAUUAUCAAUGGAUUUGCCACAUUACCACAAUCUAGAGUGGCGAUUCGACGUUCAGUUGGCCAGCAGAUCUUUGAGAAGGCAGAUAACUCCACAAGUACUGUUUAAACUACAUACAGAAACCUACGGGGAGAGAAAAACCCAAGUUUUACAGACUGACCCUGUUAAUUUAGUCCAUUUAACGAAAGUUUUAGACGAAGCACUCCAAGAAAUGAAGUCACCGUAUUGUCGUAGAAUAGUCAGAAAUAUCAAAUGAUGAUUUUUAUUUAUUUUGUUGUAUAUUUUUGUAAUAAAUUGUUGCUUUAUAA
Messenger RNA from Lottia gigantea (owl limpet), 652 nucleotides. RefSeq lists its product as hypothetical. The coding region runs from base 1 to 600 and encodes 199 amino acids. The transcript is spliced from 5 exons. Lineage: Eukaryota; Metazoa; Mollusca; Gastropoda; Lottiidae. The record is from RefSeq and is a predicted model, not a curated record.